This is a messenger RNA of Lepisosteus oculatus (spotted gar), 5149 nucleotides long. RefSeq names its product integrin alpha 4 (gene itga4). Gene Ontology annotation, biological process: cell-cell adhesion; cell-matrix adhesion; integrin-mediated signaling pathway. The record is from RefSeq and is a predicted model, not a curated record. Gene Ontology annotation, cellular component: external side of plasma membrane; integrin complex. Gene Ontology annotation, molecular function: integrin binding. Lineage: Eukaryota; Metazoa; Chordata; Actinopteri; Semionotiformes; Lepisosteidae.
AAGACAACAGUAAAGAUCAACAGUAGAGUAGUACCGUAACUUUUAAAAGCAAGUUUAACUCUUUCAGAUUCUAAUUAACAUUUUUCUUUUUUUUCUUUUCAUUUGUCUCAUAAUUUAUGCAAAGCGAGUUUUUUAAGUGCAUGUGCCUCUUAAAUAGAUAUUUUCUUAUAAGUAUGGAUCAAAAAAAGUUAGAAGAAGUUCAUAGCUGGUUUAUCGUAUUGAAAGUGGCGUGCUUUUUUUAUCUAGUCAGCAAAGCCGAAUGCUACAAUCUGGAUAUAGAGAAUCAUGUAAUUUUCAAUGGACCAAAGGGAUCUCUGUUUGGAUAUUCAGUUUUGCUACACAGUCAUGAAAAUCAGAAUUGGUUGUUAGUGGGAGCUCCAAUUGCUAAUUCAAGUAGUAACCAAGCCAUCGUCAACCCUGGUGCAAUUUUUAAGUGCAACAUCAAUGACAUCAAUCACUGUGAGCAGCUACCUGUCGGUAUUGAAGAAGACAAUUCUUGUGGAAGGCAUUGCCUAGCUGAAAAAGAUAAUCAAUGGCUUGGUGUUAGCUUAUCCAGACAAUCUGAAGAGGGAUAUAUUGUGGCUUGUGGACAUAGGUGGAAAAAUGUAUUUUAUAUGCAUAAAGAAAAUCAGCAUAAGUUGCCUCAUGGUAUUUGCUACAAAAUAAGCCCUGAUUUAACUUUCCAACAGACAUUGACUCCCUGCUACAAAGAUCAUCAGCGGAAAUUUGGUGAAAGCUAUGGUUCCUGUCAAGCUGGAAUAUCUAAUUAUCUGACAAAGGAUUUGAUUAUAAUGGGAGCUCCUGGAACGUUUUACUGGACUGGAUCUGUUUUAGUUUAUAAUAUGUCAAGCCGUUCUUUAUGGGCAUAUGUUGAUAAUGAAAACCAUGUCCUUUUUGGAAGCUAUUUAGGCUAUUCAGUAGGUGCUGGCCAUUUUAGCCAUCCAGAUUCCACUGAAUUUGUGGGAGGGGCUCCCCAGCAUGGGCAGACUGGUAAAGCAUACAUAUUAAGUUUUGGAUCGACAAGUACUUUGGAAAUUAUCUUUGAAUUAAGCGGCAAGAUGCUUGGAUCUUAUUUUGGAGCUUCCGUCUGUGCUGUUGACCUCAAUUCAGAUGGACUCUCAGACUUGCUUGUUGGUGCACCAAUGCACAGUACUGUUCGAGAGGAAGGGCGUGUUUACGUGUAUAUGAAUUUGGGCAAAGCUAAACUGCAAGAAUUGGAAUUUGAAUUAGUAGGAAGUGAUAUGUAUUCUGCGAGGUUUGGCGAAACCAUAACCAAUCUUGGAGAUAUUGAUGAUGAUGGAUUUCCAGAUGUGGCGAUUGGAGCUCCGCAGGAAGAAGAUCUUCAGGGAGCUAUUUAUAUCUACAAUGGAAGGAAGAGAGGGAUAUCACAGACCUUCUCUCAAAAAAUAACAGGAAGUAUAAUCGGUAAUGCCUUUAAGAUGUUUGGCCAGUCUGUAUCUGGACGCAUUGAUGUUGAUGGAAAUGGUUACCCAGAUGUUGCAGUUGGUGCCUUCCUGUCUGAUUCUGCCAUAGUACUAAGAACCCGUGCAGUGGUGAUUGUAGAAGUCUCCAUGAUUCUCCCUCCAUCUGUUAACCGUACAAAGCCGGCAUGCACUGAGAAUGGAAAACCUGCAGUCUGCAUGAAUGUCACACUGUGCUUUCAGAUCAAAGGCAGAUACAUUCCAGGAUAUAUAGGUCUCCUUUACAACCUAACUGCAGAUGUCCUCCGAAAAGAAGGAUUUCCUUACAGGUUUUAUUUUAUUGGAAAUGGGACCUCCAAUGGCACAUCAGGAAAAAUAAAUGCUUUGCACAACCGCAUGAGUUGUGUGACUCACCAAGCAUACAUGAGGAAAGAAGUCAGAGAUAUUUUUACCCCAAUUCAGUUUGAGGCAACCUACCAGCUGGGAGAACAUAAGGUGAAUAAAAGAGACUCCAGCCAUCUCCAAGAUCUCAAACCCAUCCUUCAACAGAGGGAGGGAGACAACAAUAUUGUCAGUAAUAAGACCAUGUUUGCACGAUACUGUGUCUGGCCAAACUGUUCCACAAAUCUGCGGGUUUCAGCAGGGCUUGUCUUACCACAGUCCCAUAAAGGCAAGUCGUAUUUUGCAUUAGGGAAUGGGAAGACUAUAAUGUUGAACGUGAGUCUGUUUAAUGCAGGAGAUGAUGCCUUCCAAGCUGCCCUCCAUAUAAGAUUCCCGAAUAUGCUGUAUUUUAUUAAAGUCUUAGAUUCGGAAGAGAAGCAUAUCAGCUGUGAAAUCACUGAACAAGAACAGCCAACAGUUGGACUGGACUGCAGUGUGGGGAAUCUGUACAUUAACUCUCUUACAAGGGUCAAUGUCAGUUUCUUAUUGGAUGUGAACAGAAACAGUAGUGCAGGGGACCUCACCAUCACAGUUAAUGCAACCAGUGACAAUGCAGAAGAUACAAACCUUCAACAUGACAACUUUGUGAGUCUAGUCUUACCAUUGAGAUAUGGAGUUGACUUAAAUGUCCAUGGGUUUGUUUCACCAUCCUUAUUUGUGUUCGGAGAGGAGAAGGAGGGUCCUUGCUAUUCUGAGAAGUUUAAUUACACGUUCAGUGUAAUUAAUGUUGGUCUGAGCAAAUCUCCAGAUACUAAGUUUAAAAUCAGUUUACCUAAUUCCUUGGCACCUCAUCCAUACCAAUUGUUCAACGCUUUGGAUAUCAGGAGCUCCCUUGGACAGUGUCAUCUCCUAAAUGUUAUUAACAAGACAGACGACGACAAGUGUGAUUUACCGAAGGCAACCUUUUUAGAGGAUGUGGUGUUCUUCUUUUCGAAAACAGGAAAAAGAUUUAUGUACUGUAUGGAAGAAGAUGAUUUAUGUUUAAAUAUUAUUUGUGAGUUUGGAGAAAUGGACAUUGGAAAGGAGGCUAUUGUUUACCUGGAAGUGGAGCUUAAUCCUUCUGUUUUAGAACUUUCUCCGGGAAGGGCGCCCGUAAUGCGGAUUCAAACAACAGCUACAGCUUUUCCUAAAAAUGAUCCUUAUAUCAUUAAAUUACAGGACAACCCUUUUACAACUAUUGUGUUGGAAGCACACCAUGACUACAAGCCAAGACAUGGUGUAGGACUGUUCAUUAUUUCAGGAAGCCUUCUUAUUGGGCUAGUGAUACUUGGACUGCUAACAUACAUUCUUUGGAAAGUGGGUUUCUUUAAGAGAAAAUUUACAACAGAGAAAGAACAGCAACGUCGAGAAAGCUGGGACUACGUAGACAAGAUUAAAGAUGAUUAUUGACACAACGAGAUUUUUAAAUGGUAGCGAACACCUGGAUAGGAAGAAGCAAAUCAAGCUACAAUGAAGAAAAUAAGCAAAAACCUUCACAUCAACAAAAAAGGAGAACAAAUAAAUUUGCUGCCAUAGGAUCUUUUUUUUAAUAGGACUAGGAUUUCAAGCAAACCCAUUUAUCUUCAAAUUCCAGGAAUACAGUAUGUUCACUGUCGAAUAAACCAUCAUAUUCCACAAAAAUAAACGACAUAAUAAUAUGGUGAGACCAACAAAGACAAGGAAAAAUAAUUAUACAUAGCUUGUGAAAUCAAAUUUAUGUUUUUGUCAGCAGGACAAAUUAAAUGCACUUUAGCUCUUAUAUACGUUAGAAUAUAUUCACUAUACAUCAUCAAAAGAUCAUACAAUUAUACUAUACCUCAUGAGAUGAAAAUCUAAAAUGGAAUAUGUGAAAAUAACAUUUCAGUUUAAUAAGUGGUAAUAAAUUUAAUUGUGCCUGCUGUAUAAAAAUGCACUGCUGUUGAACCUGUUUAUAAAAGUGUUUCCUACACAUAUUUUAUAUUUAUAUAUAUAUAUUUGAUGAUAGAUAAGUCAGGUUUUUUAAAAGAUUGACCCUUUCAUUUCUUCUUGAUAAUUUCUUUAAAUUGAACUGUAAGGUUUUAAAUCUGAAAAAAUGGUGCCUUUUAGUCUUGCAGAUGCAUUGUAGGAAAAAAUAAAGAGGUACUCACUCAAUUGAAAUGAUCAAAUUAGUUAUGAAAAACAUGCAAUUACAAAAUAAUGUUCACUUUUAAACUUUGAUCAUUUAAUUAAAAAAAAAUUACAGUAAUUGCUUUAAGAGAUUAAAGCCAUUGUCCUCAUAUACAUAAUUAUUAAAGGUAAGAUAGCCACAAUUAAUUACAUUUCAAACUUAUUUUCAGGAAUUAAAAAUUCAGCAUUAAACUCUAUUACUUAGACAAUUGUUUGUUUAUGUAGUUAUACAAGGUUAAUCCAGAAGACACUAACAGAUUGAUAGACUCGAUGUGCAUGCACAAUAAUGGCAAACUAUAUGAACUGGAUUAAAAACAUAACAGAUAUUUGUUCCAGUCUGUUCAAAAAGUGGCAAGUGUUUUGCAAUGCAAAGUUUUAUCAAGAUAAAUAUCACACACAUGACAGUCUCUCGUUUAAUAACAUUUAAAAAGAAAUCUAAGUUCCCAGAAAUGCUCCAGUAAAUGAAGGUAAAGAACAUUUUCCCUUUUGUAUCUUAUAAGGAUCCUAAAGUAUACCAUGGUUUAAUGGGGUAAAAACAGACAAGUUAUAGACCUGGUAAAAUAUUUAAAUUAUAGUUUAAUCAUUAAUCGGGGUCAAUAGAAUUCAAUUAGGCAAACAAUUAUUGUACAGUAUACCAAAAUCAAAUAAAGGUAUUUUGUUUUGUAAUGUACUGUACAGAACUAUUUGACUUGAAUAAUGUACUAUAGUAAUCUAGUGUGCACAACUACAGUUGAAUUAUAGUUUACUACAGGUUCACCAUGCCUUAGUACAUGUUGCUGAAUGCUGCAGAAAAGGAGAUAACAGAAAAAAUGAACUGUAUAACAGCAUGAAUAUUUUAAAAAUGUAUUUGUUUAGAAUCAAAAUUAUGAAGUGAUAUCCAAAGUAUAGGAAUUUGUAAAAGAUGAAGUAAAGCAUUUUUUGUGCAGUGACCAUAAUUGACCACAGUUUAUCAUUACCCUAGUAAUGAAUUCAACAUUAAUGUUUUAUAAUUAUCUUUGCUUAUAUACUGUAGGUUUUGUUUUAUGGGAUAUUAUUCUUAAACAAACUCAGGUUACAAUGAACAGGCAGUUGGACUAGUGUGAAACUAAAUAACAACUUCUCAGUAUUUUACAGUUCAGGACAUGUUCUACUACAAGUAUAGUUAACAUUAUUGUUUAAAAAAA